AUGAGGAUUUUCCUGGUUUGGACCCUUUUCCCAGGUGGCUGGGCGGUGACAGGCCCCACGCAAGUGAUGGCUGAGCAGGGCAGCUCGCUGGCUGUGUCCUGCAGCUAUAAGCCGGGCUACGAGCUCUACCCCAAGUACUGGUGCCGCCUGGACUUCCUCUGGUUUUGCUUCACCUACAUUGUCCAAACCAACGGCUCGGAGGUGAUGGUGACGCAAGGCAGGGUGUCCAUCAGGGACAACCAUGCAGCAUGCUCAUUCACAGUGAUGCUGGGCGGUGUCAUGCUGGGAGACGCAGACUGGUACUCCUGCGGGCUGAGGAGGAGCCUGUGGUUCAACCUGUGGCACAACACUGAGGUGACGGUCUCCGCAGGUAAAGCCGGGCUAGGAGCAAAGCAAGGAUCUGUUUCAACCACAACCGAGGGCAGCAAUGUGAGCCUGUUGGCCACCAACCCCCUGUGCUCCACAGACUGUGGAGGGGACCCUCCAGUGCUGCCCCAGCUCGGCGUCACCUACCUGCUGCUCUUCCUCAGCGUGAAGGUGCCCGUGGCACUGGCCCUGGCAUGUGGGGCAGCCUGGGUGAGGAGCCGGCGCAGGAGCCACGACCAGGAAAACCUGUAG
Molecule: messenger RNA, 618 nt
Organism: Aptenodytes forsteri (emperor penguin)
Lineage: Eukaryota; Metazoa; Chordata; Aves; Sphenisciformes; Spheniscidae
Product: CMRF35-like molecule 4
Exons: 4
Coding region: 1-618 (205 amino acids)
Cellular component (GO): plasma membrane
Molecular function (GO): transmembrane signaling receptor activity
Source: RefSeq, a predicted model, not a curated record